Messenger RNA from Bolinopsis microptera, 3308 nucleotides. Its product is annotated as 85/88 kDa calcium-independent phospholipase A2-like. Gene Ontology annotation, biological process: lipid metabolic process; positive regulation of ceramide biosynthetic process. The transcript is spliced from 16 exons. NCBI's taxonomy places the organism in Eukaryota, Metazoa, Ctenophora, Tentaculata, Lobata, Bolinopsidae. Gene Ontology annotation, molecular function: protein binding. Bases 370 to 2487 code for a protein of 705 amino acids. Gene Ontology annotation, cellular component: mitochondrion. The record is from RefSeq and is a predicted model, not a curated record.
UUUAUGUAAGGAUGGAAUGCAUCCACGACUAAAAGCAGUUUUCCCAGUCCGUGCUCAGCUGCUCGCCUAGCUUGUACUCAACUUGUUAAGACUAAGAAUUGGGAGAAAGUGUCAGAAGAUAAGCCUGUAUCAAUAUACACACACGACAAGUCCUACCUAGUAACUGUAGAACAAAGUGAGAGACACUACCAGCUACACAAGAGUAAUAAGUUACAGGACGCUAAACUCUCCGCUGAACAACUCAAAGGGAAACUAAAGGAUCUGCUACAUCUCGUCCAUAUAUCAGAAAGUAGUGAGUUAGAGACCCUACUAGAACACAGUAAGAAGAACCCUUCCCACUCAGUCCUACAGUCAGUUUGUCACCUCAACAUGUUCAACAAGUUCUCUGAUGGUCUAUCUGGACUCAAGACCUACGUUAACUCUCCCGCUCUAGGUCGCAAUCAGGUGCCUCUACAUAUAGCUGUGAAGAGUAACACUGCAUUUGCUGUUAAUCAGCUUCUCAAUGCUGGUGGUGACCCGCUGGCAAAGGACGAGGCAGGCAAUAACCCGGUACACGCUGCAGCCUUUAGCGGCUGCUACAUUGCUCUUGAAGCUAUCCUCGCUCACGAAACUGUUAAUCGAAAUGGAAUAAAGGAGGACGUAUUAGCCUCCACCAAUAAUGAGGGGGACACCCCUCUACACCUCGCCUGCAAGGCACCUCAAGUCAGCUGUAUAGAUCUCCUACUCGACCAUGGAAGUAGAUUUGAUACCCCCAACCUAGAGGGGUACCGUCCCAUCCAGAGCGCAGUGAUGUCACAGCACGCAGACGUGCACGCAAUAGACAAGUUGCUGGAACAUGAUCCUUCCCAAGUGGAGGUGACAGAUGGUGAGGGUAACGGGUUACUCCACCACGCCAAGGGGCAGAAGGUUAUUCAGUGUUUAGUGCAUCACGGAGUAGAUACUACCAAGCUUAAUAACAAAGGUCAGACAGCUCUACACAAAGUAGUAUCUGAGGAGGGUUCAACUAACCCACUCGACCAGCUAACUGCUCUGCUUCUUAACGGGGUUCCUGUGGAUCUCCUGGAUAGUAACGGAGAUACAGCUCUUCAUUGUCUCGCUAGACUGCCUGCUAAGAAGGGGAGUAACAGAGAGUUCAUGAUAAAAGCUCUGGUGAUUCUAGGAGCGGACCUAAACCAACGUAACAAGAGUGGCAUGACAGUGUAUGAUGUGGCUAAGAAAGAGAGCUGCAGGAGCACUAUGACAGUGCUAGCUGCGGUGGGGGCUGAUGAUAGGAAGUACCUGGACUGUAAACAGUACCCUCCUAUCAGCCAGGAAUUGCUAGACGAAGCCAGCAGUGACAAAGUGCCACGUAAGCGCGUUAACUGGGAUAAGAACAACGCGGCAGUGCUCGCACUGGACGGUGGAGGUAUCAGGGGCCUAGUCCUGGUUCAGAUGUUACUUGACUUGGAGCGCAGGUCUAAUCUGCAGAUAACACAGCUGUUUGACUGGAUCGGUGGAACCAGUACUGGUUCUAUGUUGACUUUGGGAAUGAUAUACGCUGACAUGGGACUGAGGGAUGUGCAGCAACUUUACUUUAGUCUCAAGGACGAGAUAUUUCAAGGAUCCAGACCGUACAACACGGAGAUACUGGAGAACUUUAUGAAGACUAAGUUUAGUGAGAGUGGGGUCAUGUCCUCACGUCAGUUUCCACGUUGCGUCGUCCCAGCAACCAUCGCAGAUUGCCGGCCCUGCAAACUGCACGUGUUUAAAAACUACGGUUUCCGUUCCGAGAACGAUCUCCCUCCUCCUCAUCUUCAGAAGAUCUGGGAGGCGACGCGCGGCAGCAGCGCUGCACCUACCUACUUCACACCACACAAGCGCUUCGUAGACGGUGGUCUGAUGGCUAACAACCCUACUAUCGCUAUUCUUACUGAGAUGCAUGAGUGUAACCAGGACCCUGGAAAACUGGGUUACUCUGAGGCUGCUGCACCGGUAACGUUUACAGAAGGUUUAAUGAGAGCAGUGGUGGGGGAAGAUUUCAGUAAAAGAGAACAGGACAAUAACGGGGUGGGCUACAUUGAGAGUAGGCCUGUGCAACAAGGAAGUGAACUAGUAAAGAACGUAGAACAGGAACCUACUAAACCCUAUGUAGUAGUCUCAUUUGGUACAGGGCUAGCUCCUGAAGUGUUUGUGAAGGACUAUAACGUCUCAAAGGUAGAGGGUCCGCUUGGUGCUGGUCGCUUCCUGCUCGGAGUUAAAGAGUUUGCUGAAACACUCGUGGAACAGUGCGCAGCAACUGAUGGGGCAGUGGUAAUGGGCGCUAAAGCGUGGUGUGAGAGCAUUGGGUCCUACUACUUCAGACUGCAACCACAGAUGUCGUACAACAUGAAGAUGGAUGAAACUGAUAACAAGAACCUUGUGGAAUGUCUGUGGGAUGUGCAGUGCUUUAUCUACCAACAUAAGGAUCAGUUUGCUAAGAUGACAGAUUUACUGAUGUCCGCUUUCUGAGGCCCCAGAAAAUUAGAAACUUAGAAAGAAUUUUUGGAAUGUGCAUAUUUCUCAUUUUUGCUAAAUUUUGUUGUUGACUCAUCUUAGCCUAUUAUUUUGUUUAGAACUUAAGAAAAUCCUAUUAGAAGAUUAUUGCAUAGGAUUCUCUACGUUUUGACUCUGUUUACACACAGUAUGAUUAUUUAAGUUAAUUUAUUCUCAUAGUAUGGUGUGGGAUGGUCUUCAGCGUGGUUAGUUGCUGUAUCAAUAUUCGUUAACUUUGUAUUGUUAGAACUUAAAAUUAUUAAUUAUAUUCUGUAUGGAAUUGGUUAGUGCGGUUUCGAAUAUUUACUUUCGAUAAGUAUAAAAUAAGAAAUAUUUGUUUGUGUAAUAUAACCAGAAUUUGUUGCUGGAUCUCUUAAUUGAUGUAAUUUGAUCAUUUCGACUGUUGAAUGUCUAAGGCCUCGUGAUUAUUUUGAAUCUUUGUCAACUUUAUUUCGAAUGUAGAAUCGUUUUGUGUUUACUGUUAUAAUAUAUUGUUAAUAUUCGUGGUCAGAAUUUGUUGAUUGAUCGAUUUUUCAGUAACGUUCACAAUGAAACAAUUUCAAUUCUAUUAAUGUUAUGAAAGUAUUAAAAGAAACACAAUCACAACACUUGCAAGAGAUACUAAAAUGAACAAAACAGAUGAGCCUAGUUAGUAGGAUAUUUACCUGCAACACUCAAUGACCAUAUAAUCGAACUAGCCCAAAAUCUCAUCUGAACACCUGAUUAUGUAACAUAGGAGAUAUUUUAUAAACUUAUCAAGUACGCCAUUAAUUGGCUGAUUUUAUACCACCUAAAUG